This is a messenger RNA of Drosophila albomicans, 2057 nucleotides long. Its product is annotated as transferrin. Lineage: Eukaryota; Metazoa; Arthropoda; Insecta; Diptera; Drosophilidae. The transcript has 5 exons. Gene Ontology annotation, biological process: iron ion transport. The record is from RefSeq and is a predicted model, not a curated record. Gene Ontology annotation, cellular component: early endosome; recycling endosome; extracellular region. Bases 29 to 1936 code for a protein of 635 amino acids.
UGAGCUCCACAGUUGAGUCAAAGCCACAAUGAUGACAAUAACUUGGAAGCUGCCAGCAGCGAUGUUGGCGCUGCUGCUGCUGCUGCAGUUCACCGCAGCCGAGGAGCCGAUCUAUCGUUUGUGUGUGCCUCAAAUCUAUUUGAGCGAUUGCCAGAAACUGCUCGCGGAUCCGUCAGAAGCGGGCAUUCGCAUGGAGUGCGUCGCUGGACGGGAUCGUGUCGAUUGCCUCGAGUUGAUCGAGCAGCGCAAGGCCGAUGUGCUGGCCAGUGAACCCGAGGAUAUGUACAUGGCCUAUCAUCGCAAGAACGAGGAUUAUCGUGUCAUUUCCGAGAUACGCACUCAGGAGGGCAAAGACGCCAAUUUCCGCUACGAGGGCAUCAUUCUGGUAAAGAAAACGUCGCCAAUCAAAUCGCUGCAGGAGCUGCGCGGUGCAAAGUCCUGUCACACUGGCUUCGGACGCAACGUUGGCUACAGAAUUCCCAUCACCAAGUUGAAGAACACCCAUGUGCUGAAGGUGUCCGCUGAUCCGCAGAUUUCGGCCACUGAACGUGAACUCAAAGCGCUGUCCGAGUUCUUCUCGCAAUCCUGUUUGGUGGGCACUUACUCUGCUCAUCCGGACACGGAUCGUCUGCUGAAGAAGAAGUAUCCAAAUCUGUGCGCACUCUGCGAGAAUCCCACGCAGUGCAACUAUCCGGACAAGUUCAGUGGCUACGACGGCGCCAUUCGCUGCCUGGACAAGGGACAAGGCGAGGUAGCCUUUACCAAGGUGCAGUUCAUCAAGAAGUAUUUCGGCUUGACGGGCAACGCAACGGCACCGCCCCCCGAGGGCAAACCCGAGGACUUUGAGUAUCUGUGCGAGGAUGGCACACGUCGUCCGGUGACUGGGGCAGCUUGCUCGUGGGCCCAACGCCCCUGGAUCGGUUACAUUUCGAACGAGCAGGCGGUGCAUGGCGAACAGAAGUUGCAUCAACUGCAGUCGCGUCUGGAGAAGUUCUUCGAGAACGGUUUGCAUGCGGAGAACAAGGAUGCCGCUGCCCAUUUGCUAAUCCAACCGAAUGCGGUGUAUCACAGCAAACCCGAGGCAGUCGAUCCCAAAGUGUAUCUGGAGCGUGCCGGCUACAAGGAUGUGAUUGAACGCGACGGCAGCGCCAUUCGCAAGCUGCGUCUGUGCGUGCAACGGGACACCGAGCUGUCCAAGUGCGAGGCACUGCAUCGUGCCGCCUACGCACGCGAUGCCCGGCCAGAGCUUGAGUGUGUGCAGUCCGUCGAUUGCAUUGAGGCCUUGGCCAGCAACAAGGCUGACGUCACAGUGGUGACAGCUGGCAGCUAUGCGGAUGCUCGUGGCAAGCAGUUGAUACCGCUGCUCUAUGAGCAGUUGCCCUCUGAGCAGCUGUUGGUGGCUGUGGCGCCUCCCUCGCUCAGCCGCGAUGACCUGCAGCAGGCUCCAAUCAACUACGAUGCCAGCAGCGAGCGUGCGCGCUUGAGUGCCGCCUUGUUGAACAAACGUCGCAGCUUGGACUGGUGCAACAUUGUCCCCAGCAAGGAGCAACAGCUGCUCAUUGUGCCCGCCCAGCAGUUGGAGCAGCACAAGGAUUGGCAGCUCGUCUGCCCAACGCUCGAGCGUCGCCCAGUCACCGAUGUCGCUGCCUGCAAUGUUGAGGUUCAGCUUCCCAAUGCCAUCUUUGCACGCUCCGAUGCCACCAGCGUCGAGCAGGAGACCAUCAAGCAUCUGUUCUCGCUGAUCUCGGAACGUUUCGGGGAUCACGGCAAGUUCGUCGAUGUCUUUGGCCUGUUCAGCGAGUACCAGAAGGGCGAGAAGAAUGUCAUCUUCAAUGACGAUGCCUCGGAGCUCGUCACUGAGCUGAAGAGCGACUAUCAGAACGAGCACAUUUACAACGAACUCAAGUGCGAUGGCAACAAGAUUCCCAAGCAGUGAAUCUCUUGAAGCGUGCCGCGCCUCUCUUCUAAUAUUAACUAUAGCUAUGGAUAUGCAUACUAUUUUCCGUGUUUUUUUUUUUUUCUUCUUCUGAAUAUACGUACAUGAGAAUACUAUAAUA